UCGUGUGGUAAUAGCGGCCAUCCCAUUCGGCCAGUUGUAGCCAUCGCCUUCCUCCUCAGAUCCGCUUCUCCUCCUCCUCUUUCUCUCCCUUUCUCUCGCUCCCUUCUCUUCUUAGCCGUGGGCAACAUUGGAUCCUUGCGACACAAGGCAGCGAUAAAGGGGAAAACUUAGAAGAGGCAGAGGAACAUGUCGUGCUCUUCGACGUCAGGGUCGGAGGAGGACGAGGGCGUCGAUGCCUACCGGAAGGGAGGGUACCACGCCGUCAGGGUCGGCGAUCAGUUCGCCGGUGGGAGGUACAUCGCCCAGCGGAAGCUCGGGUGGGGCCAUUUCUCCACCGUCUGGCUCGCCUAUGACACUCGAGCUCAGAAUUUUGUUGCUCUCAAGAUUCAAAAAAGUGCACCGGAGUUCGCUCAAGCUGCUCUCCAUGAGAUUGAGCUUCUCUCGGCAAUUGCUGAAGGAGAUGCCUCAAAUUCCAAAUGCAUAGUUCGAUUAGUUGACCACUUUAAGCAUUCUGGUCCAAAUGGGCAGCACCUUUGCCUGGUAAUUGAGUUCCUUGGGGAUAGCCUACUUCGGCUUGUCAAGUACAACCGUUACAAAGGCAUUGGGUUGGACAGGGUGAGAAACAUAUGCAGGUCCAUCUUGGUAGGUCUUGAUUAUUUGCACAGGGAAGUUGGCAUCAUUCACACAGAUUUGAAACUGGAGAAUGUUCUUCUUCUGUCCACCAUUGAUGCUUCAAAAGACCCAGUUAGGUCUGGAUUUACUCCGAUUCUCGAGAGGCCAGAGGGCAACCCAAAUGGUGGAGUAGUGGUCAAUGUGAUUGAAAAGAGGCUGAAGGAAAAGGCAAAGAGGGCAAGGGCGAGAAUCUCUGAGAGAAGAGCAUCAACUGCAGGAAAUUUGCAGCUAGAAAGAAGCUUGGAAGGGAUUGAUCUUAGAUGCAAGAUUGUGGAUUUUGGGAAUGCUUGUUGGUGUGAUAAACAAUUAACUGAUGAUAUCCAAACUAGACAGUACAGGUCACCAGAGGUCAUUCUUGGUGCUGGAUACUCCUCCUCUACUGAUAUGUGGUCUUUUGCCUGCAUGGCUUUUGAGCUUGCUGCAGGAGAUAUGCUAUUUACACCUAAAAAUGGUCAAGGAUAUAGCGAAGAUGAGGAUCAUUUGGCUUUAAUGAUGGAGCUCCUUGGGAAGAUGCCCAAAAAGGUUGCUACGAUGGGAUCCCGAUCGAAGGAUUACUUUGACAGGCAUGGAGACCUGAAGAGGAUCCGUAGACUGAAAUUUUGGCCACUAGAUCGGCUACUUGUUGAGAAAUAUAAAUUUCCUGAGGUUGAUGCUCGUGAAUUUGCGGAGUUUCUUUGCCCUCUACUUGAUUUUGCCCCAGAGAAGCGACCAACAGCGGAACAGUGUCUGCAACAUCCAUGGCUUACAAUGAAAGAAGUAAAACCUGAUAGUGAAAAUACUGAAGCAGGCAUGGGAAAGCUGGAGACUGGCAUGAGUAAGCUUAAGGUUCAGAUGAGCAGGUGAGCAGCUGCUGCUACAUAGUGCUCCCAAGCAUGGUCCAGUAACGGUCAUGUCUAAUCCUUUCUACACGUUCAAUUUGAUUGCUCGAAAUUGGAUCGAUUUCGACAUAUUUGGAGAAAGCAGCUUCAACACAGUAACAUGGGGCUAACAAGCAAUAACACCAUCAGACUAUGAUGUGUAUUUUGCAAAAUAUAUAUAUUUUCUUAUUUCUGUAAGUGGUUAUAAAAAUUGGGUGAUGACUAGGUGGGAAUAAGGAAGGUGCCUCACAUUGUUUCAUGCUUUACAGGCUAACCUUUAGAGGAUAUCACCUACUUGUGUUGGGAUAGUGGAGAACCUCAACCCUAUAGUUGUCGACAUUGCUUGAGACUUGAUGACCUUUAGGUUUUGAGGAACUGUGUGGUGUGGUGUAUUCUUUUUGGUGUUACAUUUAAUUAUUUGUUUACAAGUUGUUGAUAACAUAUUCUCAUUAAGGAGAUUCACAUUACUUUGGAACA
Musa acuminata AAA Group (dessert banana) is the source of this 2006-nucleotide messenger RNA. RefSeq lists its product as uncharacterized. The record is from RefSeq and is a predicted model, not a curated record. The transcript has 4 exons. The coding region runs from base 187 to 1515 and encodes 442 amino acids. Gene Ontology annotation, biological process: peptidyl-serine phosphorylation; regulation of mRNA processing; spliceosomal complex assembly. Gene Ontology annotation, molecular function: ATP binding; protein serine/threonine kinase activity. NCBI's taxonomy places the organism in Eukaryota, Viridiplantae, Streptophyta, Magnoliopsida, Zingiberales, Musaceae.